Molecule: messenger RNA, 1050 nt
Organism: Olea europaea var. sylvestris
Lineage: Eukaryota; Viridiplantae; Streptophyta; Magnoliopsida; Lamiales; Oleaceae
Exons: 4
Coding region: 1-1050 (349 amino acids)
Source: RefSeq, a predicted model, not a curated record
AUGGUACAACAGAAUCAGUUUGGGAGUGCUGCAAUAGAAGACCCAAAUGCUCAUAUUGGAUCUUUUUUAGAAAUUUAUGACACGGUGAAGAUGAAUGGGGUCACUGAAGAUAUAUGGGUGCAGAUUGAGAUAUUCUAUAAUGGGCUAAAUGGGCAGACAAAGACUAUGGUAGAUGCAGCUAUGGAAGGCAUUUUAACGACUAAAACAGCAAAGGCUGCCAAUGCUUUCUUGGAUGACAUAGCCACCAACCAUUACCAAUGGCCAAGUGAGAGAUCGAGCAUAAAGAAGGUAACAGAACUUCAUGAAGUUGAUCCCAUCACAGCACUAGCAGCUCAGGUCCAAUAUGUCAACAGUAGAAACUACAAUCAAAGAGAAAAUUACCAGGUUAAUCACUAUCAUCCAGGGCUAAGGAAUCACGAGAACUUGUCAUAUGGCAACAAUAGAAACACACUUCAACCUCCACCUGGAUUCAACACUCGAAAUUCUGAAGGAAAACCAUCAUUGGAAGAUGUCCUUGGGACAUUCAUUUCUAAAACAAGAUCACCCUUCAACAAAGAUGAAUCAUGGUUGGAUAAUAUUGAAACACAUGUGUCCAACAUGGGAGCCAUAAUGAAGAAUCUUGAAGUGCAAAUUGGUCAGUUAGCUACCUCAAUGAAGUCUCAGCAACAAGGAAAAUUUCCAAGUGAUACAAAAGUCAACCCAAAAGAGUACCGUAAAGCCGUUGUAUUGAGGAGUGGCAAGCAAGUUGGAGAAAAUGCUUUGGAACAAAUGCCAAACUACGCAAAGUUUAUGAAGAAGGUGAUGUCAAAGAAGUGGAAAUUGGAGGAAUAUGAAACAGUAAAAUUAACAGAAGAAUGCGACGCUAUCCUUCAAAAGAAACUUCCUCAGAGGAGAAAAGAUUCGGGCAGUUUCAAUAUUCUAUGCACCAUUGGAAGCUCUUCUUUUAAUAAGGCCCUCUCUGAUCUUAAAGCAAGCAUCAACCUAAUGCCGUUAUCAGUAUUCAAGAAGUUAGGCCUCGAGGAAGUCAAGCCAACAACAGUGACCCUAUAA